This is a messenger RNA of Sitophilus oryzae (rice weevil), 1350 nucleotides long. It is a transcript of the gene Rab39, whose product is annotated as ras-related protein Rab-39B. Bases 131 to 787 code for a protein of 218 amino acids. The transcript is spliced from 6 exons. Gene Ontology annotation, molecular function: GTP binding; GTPase activity. Gene Ontology annotation, cellular component: Golgi membrane. Gene Ontology annotation, biological process: Rab protein signal transduction. Lineage: Eukaryota; Metazoa; Arthropoda; Insecta; Coleoptera; Curculionidae. The record is from RefSeq and is a predicted model, not a curated record.
UCAAAGUCACAAGAAGGUAAAUAAUUCAACAAAAUAAUAUUAAAUAUAGGUGUCCAAAGUACACAGAAAUAAUACAAAAACAAAGAAUCAUACACUUAUUUCUGAAUAAUAUUCUAAGGAAUGAGUUAAAAUGGUGGAACCAAUAUUUGACUAUCAAUUUAGAUUAAUUCUAAUUGGUGAUAGCACUGUUGGAAAAAGUUCUUUGUUAAAAUAUUUUACUGAUGGUAAAUUUGCUGAGCUCUCAGAUCCUACGGUUGGUGUAGAUUUUUUUGCAAGACUUAUAGAAGUUAAAAACGGCACUAGAAUUAAACUUCAGCUUUGGGAUACGGCUGGUCAGGAGAGGUUUCGGUCAAUAACAAAAUCCUACUACCGCAAUUCUGUUGGGGCAUUUUUAGUUUAUGACAUUUGCAAUAGGUCUAGUUUUGAACAUAUACCUCAAUGGAUGAAUGAAGCUAGAAGGAAUAUUGAACCGCAUAGACCUGUUUUUGCUUUGGUUGGGUGUAAAGCAGAUUUAGUCAGUAAUGGAGUACAUAGAGAAGUAUCUCAAGAAGAGGCAAAAGCAUUUGCAGAACAACAUGGAAUUUUUCAUGUAGAAACAUCCUCAAAAAAUGGUAUGAAUGUUGAAGAAGCAUUUACAGCUGUUACUCAAGAAGUAUAUAAUAGAGUUCAGUCUGGUGAAUAUAAAGUAGAAGAUGGUUGGGAUGGUAUAAAACCUGGAUUUGCAAGACCUAAUGGUUUAGAAUAUCACUUAGUAGAAGCGGAACCUGCCAGAACUCCAUGUUGUUAAUAGAUUUUUCACCCAAAAAUUUUAAAUUGGCAUGGUAUCGUUGGCAUAAUUUUUGAAGAUCGAAAAGAAAAGGAAGCAAAAAUAUAGUGUUAAGUUUUUUAUGCUCAAACAAGAUCUGAAUUAUGUCAGAUAAACAUUUUUGUGGAAAAUACGUAUUAUUCAUCUGUCAAGAGCCACUUAGUUAAAAAGGUUUAUAAUUGUAUAUUCUCUUUUAACGAUAGACUUUAUGGGCCACAUUAUAAUUAAUUUGUUUCAAUAGUCCAAAAAACAAAACUAAUUGACUGAAUUUUCAUGGUCUAUUAUUGUUAAAAAGAUUAGAACUAUUUUAAAAAGAAAAUAAUGCAGUGCCGUUUAAUAUUUUGGGUUUUAUGUUAGUACCUUCAAAUUGUAUUUUAUAUCAAAAUACGUGACAUAAUUGUUAUUAUUUAAUCUAGUCUUUAUCAUUUCUAAUAAGUAAAUUUUCAAUAUUUAGUGUAUACUCGGUUUUCUGUACAUAUUUAAUUUAGAUAGAGUUGCAUUAAUUUAUGUAGAAAGUAUAUAAAAUAAAUAAGGUUUUAUUUAUA